GACUGCUGAUAAUACAAAAAGAAAAAUGCGUCGAUUAUAAUCCUUAAUUCUGUGAAAUUAAGCUCUGCUGUCUACCAUAGACCGACUCUCGAUCUUGGGAAUUUAAAAAAUUCCUCUGUGUGUGGUUUCUGCAUUGUUGACUUCAAUUAGACGUGCGCGAGUUACGUCUGAGGAGUAGGUUUCGUUGAUCAGAAUCUGACAAAGACCCGGCUUUCACUGACCUCCAAUGCCAUGGCCUCAACGCGUACGGCAAUGACAUGGAUUAUUAUUGUGGCAGCCGUGGGAUACUUCGAACCGUGCAAGGCGGAACACGACGUCGUGUCCAAAUGGAGAAGGUAUGGUGGGGACAUGGCGGUGGCAGAAUCGGCUUCUGUAAUGGUGUUCUGUUCCUGCGAUUUGAUGGUUGGUCUCUGCAAUAUCACCAUGGCAGCUCAGUUUUUCCUGCAAGACGAGCCUGAAUGUCACGCGAUAUGCGGGGGCAGGGUGGAAUGCGCUUACUGCGCCGAGCAAGGAUGCACGUGCUCCCGGGAAGACUUGGACACCUACCGCCUCUGUCAAUCAGGAAACAGGGCGAGGCUGUUCCAAUGCACCAACUCCUGCGCCCGUGCUGAUGUCGAGCCGAUGUGCUCAUGUGAAAUAACGAUCGUCAAGCAUAACAAGUCUACACAGAAACCAGUGGACGAUGUGCUGCCAGCAAACAAGGCAUCAUUUAACCACGGUUUAUUCACGGGUCUAGCUGUCGGUGGAUGCAUUCUUCUCGUACUGGUUGUCAUUGUGCUUGCGUUGAUCAUUAUUGCUAUCAGAAGAAGAACCAAUAACAGAUCGCCCAUAGCAAGAACAAACACAAAUUCAUCAACGGCACCAAUCACGUCUUCAGCCGAUGGACUUAAAGGCGUCAACAAUCCCACAUACGAAGACGCCAGCACAACACUGCCUGGGACCACUAGACCUCCGUCUUCAACCUCGUACCUCUAUCCAUAUGCCCCGCGCCUCACAGCCAACAGAAACAUAAGUGUCUCCAACGGAAAUAACGCCUCGACUAGUGCCUCACCUCAGCCUAGCGCCCAAGCGUUUCCCCUCUACCAAGAAAUCCUACCACGAAACGGGGACCAACCGCCUACCUACGAGGACUCGGAGGGUUACACUCGGUACCGAGCACAGGCCCAGCCUGACACCAGAAGGGAACGCCAGCAGCCGGUGUACAUGGAACUCGUGAGGCCAAGCGAUCGUACUUCACGACCACCUGUGGACACUUACAUGUAUUAGGGUGAAUGACUUGUAUUCCAUGGUCCAUUUUUUUGCCAACUUAACAACCUCUCGCAGAAUAUUCUGCGAGACAGGAUUUCUUGCAAGGCCUUCCUAGAUACUUGUUAUGCAACACCGCAUGACAAAUCAUUACCAGAACAAAAUCAAGGAAGAAAUCAUCACUGAAUGGCGAAGAGCUCGCUAGAAUAGUUAUAUUUCAGAUGUAAGUGGCCAAACAAAUCUAUUAGGUCCCAGUGCUGAAGUAACCAGUAAUUUCCUUCAACUCAUACAUACAGUUCGUAUACCUUCAAGUAAAUAGCAAAACGCAAUACAGCAGGUUUAUGAGCAAACACCUGCAAUCCUUGCACUUCCCAGCCAUUAACAUUUGCCUCAAAAUGUGGAGACAAUCUUUUAAGUUGAUUCGGUGAAAUGAAACCUGCUACUUGGGUCUGAACAUUACUUUUCAAUCAGCAGAAUGUACAUGAAGUUGCUGGUAUAAAUUUGUUGAUGUUAAACCUUGACAACUUACAGGUCAGUUUUGUGGCGCGAGUUCCGGCCAAAGCGUCCGUUACUCGACGAGGAGGCCGUGCGAUGCACAACUACCCUUGGUAUGUCUGCCCUCCCGCCCGCUGCCAUCGCCGAGUGCGAAUUUCGGGUGUGUCUUCGUUCCUUCUUAACCAAUCUCAAGAGAAUGGGGUGUGAGUUCGGAGUUGCCUCAUUCCGCGGUUUGACCUCAAAAUAGAAGGUCCAGUCGGCUUUUCUGAUUGGAAGGAUGGUGGUUUUCUCCAUGGUGACGGGAGAAGAUUUUUUUUAGAAAUCGAAGCUACUCUGACUAAAUGGUCAAUGAAGACAAGUCUAAACCAAUGCCACGGAAGUUCUAGACAUUUUUCGGCUCACACAUCUCUCUUCGUAGUUUUAUUAAAUAGCCGUCAGAAAUCUUUCACUUAUUGGAAACCAACAUUUGAAGUCUCAAAAGUUGCCGAUAAUUGGUGUAGUUUGCGAAUUUCCCGAAAAAGUGGACAUAAAAUAAUAAAAUGUUCAAUCCUGUGAGAUGAGACAGUUCGUCUCGAGUCCACUGAGUCUCCGCAUCCUCGGUGCUCGAUAGGCCGAAAUUGAAGGUUUUCUCCUAACAGUCCAGCAGUUUUUGCAGCCAGUAAGCUUAGGUAACGAAUGAUGUGUUGUUUGAAUGGCUCAGUCGUUUGAUUCUGAAUUGCAAAGUGCAGUGACAGGGGUUUCCACAUUUGUACAUCUGCUUCAGCUGCGAAUGAUAGCACAUUCACACAAUUUUUAAUAACGUACACCCUGGUGACGAAUUAGUAAUUGUAAGCAGACAAAGAGAAUAAUUUCCGUGCGCGUGUAAGAUGAUUAAAGCCUUUGGCAAUCACUUCCCUUGCUCUUAUCAACGAAAUUAUAAACUGCACUUCUCUUGUUCAGUAUAUGAUUUUUUUAUAAUUUUUAAGAUUAAGUUUAAAAUAUUCCCCCAUGGAAGUGUGUUUCAUUAACGAAGGUAAUGAAAAUUGUUUUAAAAUCCUAUUUUAAAUACUCAUGUAAAGUAAUUAAUUUAAGUUCUCUAUUACGGGGUAAAGGACUUUACUGUGAUUACAUUUGUCAGCACAACUGUAUUUAUAACAAAAUAUUCCGUAUCGUAUAUCAAUAAAAUAAUUUCUUUUAGUCAAUUUUCCGGUGGUAAACAUGACCUCUAAGCCUAUGUAGAUUUUGAAUCGCAGGUGUAUAAGUUAAACAAAUACUUGUGAGCGAUAAAUGACGUGGAUGCUUUCACCGACCAGGUAUUCUUUGAGAAAAUUGUGAAAGGACAUCCAACCAUGUAAACGAAGGUUAAGAACAUAACGAGUUGUGUCGCGUAGAAGUUCAAGUACACAAUGGUUCCAAAGAAAGGAUCGAAGUUUACAAGAGCUGGUCAAAGUUAGUAAUUCUUUCAAACCUGCUGACCGAUUCGAACUCUUAACAUGGUCAGAGCUGUAUAAAUUCAAUCACAGAGUACAUGUAUCCCUGUUUGACCUUUAGCAUCACAACAGCAAUCUAUAGGACAACUACUGUAUGUAUUACAUUUCCCAGUAAAUCUGAUUAAACUUUUAAAACUUAAACGUGUGACUUUAAAGCUGAGAUUACAUCUCAGUUUUCCAGUAAAAAAUAAGCUUAACAGAUGCAGCAAAUGUAAUUGCUUUUGGCCUUUUGACCAAUUGUUGAAUUGGAUACUUGCAGAGAGUGUAACUAAGCCUAUCUAUACAUCAUAGCCAAGGCUUGGUGUCUGCAACAUUUUCCAAUUGUAGACAUUCCAUCCAUUCCAGCAGUUAACUGUUUCCGUGAUAAGUUUCGAUCAAGAACAUUAUUUUGCGCCCACCUCAACCAACUGACAAAAUCAUAUAAUGUACAGACAGGCCUG
Messenger RNA from Acanthaster planci (crown-of-thorns starfish), 3649 nucleotides. RefSeq lists its product as uncharacterized. The record is from RefSeq and is a predicted model, not a curated record. Lineage: Eukaryota; Metazoa; Echinodermata; Asteroidea; Valvatida; Acanthasteridae.